AUAACGGAUUUUCCAUAAAGAAACAUUGUUUAUUUUUUUAAUUGUGUUAAAUUUUAUUUGCCAUUCACAAUGCCAAAAAUUGAUGCAGAGACACAAAAACUUUACGACGAGAUUAAUGGCUUGAUAGCAAAGUUUAAGGAGGACCAAAAGUCCAAGGCUGAUUGUUCGCUGGGUGACAAAUGCGGGGAUAUGAGCGAUGUCUCCAAAAUUCGUUUCUCGUCGAAAAAGAUUCUCAAAGGUCACAUCAAUAAGGUGAAUUCGGUACACUUUGCUGGCGAUUCGCGUCACUGUGUCACAGGCUCUCUUGAUGGCAAACUAAUCAUAUGGGACACUUGGACAGCCAACAAAGUGCAGAUUAUACCAUUACGAUCUGCAUGGGUUAUGACCGUUGCCUUCUCACCAUCGGGCAACUUUGUGGCCUGUGGUGGCAUGGAUAAUGCUUGCACCGUCUACGAUGUAAACAAUCGUGAUGCAUCUGGUGUGGCCAAAAUGGUACGGGAAUUGGUCGGCUAUGAGGGUUUCCUUAGUUCUUGUCGAUUUCUUGAUGAUGGGCAUUUAAUCACCGGUUCGGGUGAUAUGAAAAUUUGCCAUUGGGAUCUGGAGAAGGGCGUCAAGACAAUGGAUUUCAAUGGACAUGCAGGUGAUAUUGCUGGUCUAUCGCUAUCGCCCGAUAUGAAGACCUAUAUCACUGGCUCUGUGGAUAAAACUGCCAAAUUGUGGGAUGUACGCGAACAGGGUCAUAAGCAAAUGUUCUUUGGCCAUGAUAUGGAUGUGUCAUCUGUUUGCUACCAUCCCAGUGGCUUUGGUUUUGCCUCCUGUUCGGAGGAUCAGACGGCACGAAUGUACGAUUUGAGAUCGGAUCAACAAAUUGGACUCUAUGAGCCGCCACAAAAGAACACUGGCUUCACUUCUUGUGCUUUAUCGACCAGUGGACGCUAUAUAAUGUGCGCCGGCAUUGAGGGCAAUGUGCACUCAUGGGAUGCAAUGAAGCAAAGGCACACGGGCACAUUGUCUGGUCACGAGAAUCGCAUCACUUGCAUCAGUCUGUGCCCCAAUGGAAUGUGUUUGGCCUCAACCAGUUGGGAUCAACAGGUUCGCCUGUGGCUCUAAUGUUUAUUUACACAGUUAUAUGUAUCUCCAUUUGGCUCCAUUUCGAGGGCUUUAGCAAUUAAUACUCUCUCCCUCUUUCUCUCUAUCUAUCUAUCUGUUUAAUAACAUUUACGAAUUACUAAAAUUGGUAAAUGAUAAACAUUAGUCAACAAAGAUUUGUAGCUUUGAGAAGAAGCAUCAAUAAAAUGCAUAAUUUCACUCAGCACCGAUUCAACAACA
Drosophila willistoni is the source of this 1329-nucleotide messenger RNA. It is a transcript of the gene Gbeta76C, whose product is annotated as guanine nucleotide-binding protein subunit beta-2. The coding region runs from base 70 to 1110 and encodes 346 amino acids. The transcript is spliced from 6 exons. Gene Ontology annotation, biological process: G protein-coupled receptor signaling pathway. Gene Ontology annotation, molecular function: signaling receptor complex adaptor activity; protein binding. Gene Ontology annotation, cellular component: heterotrimeric G-protein complex; cytoplasm. Lineage: Eukaryota; Metazoa; Arthropoda; Insecta; Diptera; Drosophilidae. The record is from RefSeq and is a predicted model, not a curated record.